Messenger RNA from Rosa rugosa (rugosa rose), 3448 nucleotides. Its product is annotated as FRIGIDA-like protein 5. The coding region runs from base 299 to 2266 and encodes 655 amino acids. The transcript has 2 exons. The record is from RefSeq and is a predicted model, not a curated record. NCBI's taxonomy places the organism in Eukaryota, Viridiplantae, Streptophyta, Magnoliopsida, Rosales, Rosaceae.
GAAACCAUUCAUUACUGUACGAAAAGAAGAACCAACCUUUCACCUUGAUCAUCAUUUCCCUCACACGCUCGAGAAUCCCACACGCUUAAAGACCACGCCUUUCCUCUAGUUCUGCUAUCACAUUUGCUCAGUGGGAAGAAAUUGAGCUCUGUUUUCCGGUAAAGCUUCCAUCUUUAAGGUUUUGAAGAAGCUAAAGACCAAGCCUUUGCUCUAGUUGUGAUUCACAUUUGAUCAGUGAGAAGAAAUUGAGCUCUGUUUUGUUGUAAAGUUUCAAUCUUUAGGGUCUUGAAGAAGUUUGAUGACGGAAGCCGGAGCGGGUUUUAACCGGGUCCGGGCCGGGUUCCGGGGGCUAAUAGAGCUGGCGAAGAAGCUGGAAGGGGAAGACAUGAAGCUGCGGCGUGAUUUGGAAGCGAAAGCGAUGGAGAUUGAAGAAGGUAAGAGCCAGCUGAACUUGCUUAAAUUAAAGAUUGAGGAAAAGAAUAGAGAGGUUUGUGAUAGAGAGAAGCGGAUUGAGGAGCUUGAGAAGAUGGUUAGGGUGAAUGAUGAUGUGAAGUCGAGAGUGGAGGAAUUGAAGGGUUUAGAGGAGAUGAUUGCGAAAUGUGAUGAGGAGGUGAGGUUGAAGAAGGGGAGGAUUAGUUUGAUUCAGAAAUCGAUGAUGCAAUGCUCGUAUACGUUGGAAGCGAGGGAGGAGAAGAUGAGGGAGAGUAAUGUGGCUUUUGGUUUGGUGAAGAAGGCUAUGGAGGAGUGGUGCUGUAAAGUUGAGAUGAAGGAGAGGGAGCUGGAGAGGUGUGUGGCGAAACUGGAAUUGAAAGAAGAAGAAGUGGAGAAGAAAAUUGAGGAACUUGAGUUGAUUGAGAAGAGGGUCAAGGAUUGCCUGGAUGAUGUGGAGUUGAAAGUUGAGCAUUCUGAUGCAGUUGAAAAAUUGAUACAGGAAGGGAGACAGCAGUUGGAUGCACUGCAAGAGUCGGUGCGUGAGGGCGAAAGGAAUUUGGAUUCAGUUCGAAAGGCAGCAGAGGAGCGUGAGAAGGUUUUGGACUCGGUAGGCCAGGGACUUGAAAUGAAAGAGAGGGAACUUGAACAGCAGGCCAAUGAGCUUGAGUUUAAAGAGAGACAAGUUGAAUUGAGAGUUGAGGAAGUUAAUUCAAAGGAUAAGAGGGUCAAUGAACGCCUCAAUGAGGUUCAAAUGAAGGAAAUUUUUUUGGAAUUAUUUGAAAAAUCAAUACAAGAAGACAAAGAGCAUUUGGAUUUGGUCCAAAAGUUGGCAGCAGAGCGUGAAAAGCAGUCAGAUUCACUCCAAACAUCGGUGCAAGAUCGUGAAAAUAAUUUGUUUUCACUUCAAAAAUCGGUACAAGAGCGUGAAAAAAAGUUGGAUUCACUAUCCGAUGGACUUCAAAGGAGAGAAAGGGAACUUGAAAAGCAGGCCAAAGAGCUUGAAUUGAAGCAGAAACAAUUGGAUUCUCGAAGGAAGGCCAAGCAUUUGGAACCUACCCCUGUUGCUAAAAAUGCAAGUGUUGUUUCAUCUACAAGUGAUCAGUCCUGGAUCAACAUGGAUGGUAGAAGCUUACAGUUGGUCAUGAAUGAGCAAGUGGAAAAAAUUGACUUGACAGGUAGCCGAAUGUCAGCUGUUCUACAAGCAUCAUCAGACCCGGCAAAAUUGGUUUUGGAUGCAAUGCAAGGGUUUUAUCCGUCAAAUCUUACUGUGGAAAACAGAGAGUUUGAGUCACAAUUGAGGGUCAUAAGAAAGAGUUGUAUUCUUUUGCUACAGGAGUUAAAGAGAAUGUCACCACUAAUUAAUCCUCAGGUGAGAGAAGAAGCAGUGAAAUUGGCAGCUGAUUGGAAAGAGAAGAUGGCAGUUACCGCUGAUAAUAGUUGGGAGGCUUUGGGCUUUUUGCGGCUUAUCACUACGUAUGAAUUGAUAAGUAUUUAUGAUUUGAGGGAGCUUCGAAGUCUUCUUGCUAUGGUUUCUCAGCCAGAACAAGCUGCUGAAUUAAGUAGGGCACUUGGUAUCACAGAUAAGGCACCUGGGACGAAUGUUGUUUCUUCCAUUGUCAAGACUGAGCGAUCAGAAUCUUCGCUGGCUAGAAAUGAAGCAACUCUUUCUCCUCCGAAUAAAUAUUUACAGAAUGAAAGGAUUGUUUCUCUUCCUUCCAUUGCCAAGACUGAGGGACCCAAAUCUUUUGGGGCUAGAUUUGCAGCAACUCUUUCUUCACCAAAUAAUGCUGAGGGACCAGAAUCUUCGCUGGCUAGAAAUGAAGCAACUUGUUAGUAUAAGUUUGAUGUAUGUUGGCAUUCCUAAUACAAAAGCUAGAAUCAUAGGUCUGCUAGAGUUAUCAAGUGUAAACUGGAAGAGAUAUACAGUCAUACAAUGCUCCAGCUGAUUCUUUGAAGCACUCCAGGUAAGAGCAUAUGCAUCCGCAUUUCAUAAAGGUCAACCUACAUGCAUACUGGGAUUGCAAUUUGUUCUGCAAUCCCUGUCAGGUCAAGUCGUGGGAUAUUGUUUCUUCUUUUUCACGUUUUGUGCACAUUCAUUAGUUGCGUCUUAAAAAGAUAUUUCACUACAUAAUUUGUGUUGUUAAGACGUAUCGUCUUCAUUAAGGAUAGAAUCGGAUUUACUUGUUGAAUAUCUUUUUAUGAUUUGUUCCUUCCUUAUUAGGAGUCAAUUAGGUUUUGGAGUCUUUAUUGUCCAAGGUUUUAGGGGGAGUCUGAUAUACAUAUACAACGUGUUCAACCAUUCAUCUGGUACUUUGAGCCGAAUAAGAAUUGGUGCAUCUAUUGAGUCAAGAUUUUUCAUUUUGUUUUGUGAGAAACUGUGUGCUUCAGAUUCGAGUCUAUGAACUACUUGUUCCAUGCUUAAGUAGAUCAUUGAGUCAAAACAUCCAUCAUUCAUUACAUUCUUCACAUCAAAGUACUCUCGAGGUCAGUUGGAGUUGUUGAUGUGCAAAGAAGAUUGAAGGUCGAGGUCAGUACCUGUCAAUCCUACCAGUGAGAGCAGUUCAUCAGUGGAGAAGAUUUACGAAGACGUGAUCAUACAGCCUUCUAGAAUGUGUCUAGUAAGUAUAGCCGAGGUCAGUGCUAUUGGUUGUUUGUAAGAGAACUUGUAUCUUUCCAUUAAGUGAAUUGGUUUUCACUAGGGCUUUAGAGAGUUAAGGCCCCGCAGUUGUUUUCCUCAUUUUGAGGUUUUUACUGCGCAAACAAUUCUGGUGUCUCUUGAUCGCUGUGUGAUUGUGUUUACCUUUCUUUAUCUACACUGCUAUAUUCAGGGAUUCAUAUCUGUGUUUCAAUCCUUUAACGUUUCUUGCUGGUGUCUCUGGAUGUUGUGUGUUUGUGAUUAUAUUUGUUUGCCUAAUUAUCUCACUGCUGUUUUGGGAUCCAUACCUGUGUUUCAAUCCUGAGUAUUGUCUGUUACGUUUUUGAAUUGAAAGGAAGUGUGAUUUCUGCGAGAAUAGCC